This is a messenger RNA of Drosophila suzukii, 1063 nucleotides long. Lineage: Eukaryota; Metazoa; Arthropoda; Insecta; Diptera; Drosophilidae. The record is from RefSeq and is a predicted model, not a curated record.
CCUGAUUCUCAGUUUUUUUUUUAUUGAUAUGAAUCAUCCAACCUAGUUUUUCUGAUUGCCGAUUAUUUUGUAAUCUACGACCUACAAUACAAAUUUUACAAAACCCUUGAGAUCAGCAUUUUGUUUAUAAUAGCAAAAUCACUAUUUACAUUUUAUUUUCGCGAAUUAGGUCGAGGCUCAGUUUUCAUUUAAGCUCCAUCAACACCGGUUCCAUCAACCGAAAUGUCAAUCCUUCAUUUAUUUUCUUUUUGGAUAGCCAUAGACUGUGUAAUAACUGGAUGGGUUUAUCCCAUUCAAAAUUGCCCAGAGUUCAAAUUCGCAUUCGAUGCCAAUGGAGAGAAUCCUAUUGGACUUUUCACGGCUCCCAAAACUGGCGUUUCUCAAUUUAAUUGGACGGUAGAAUUCAGUUUUCACGGCUGUGUAAACAAUGCCAUUUCUGUCUUCGAACCAUAUCUCAACGAAAGUAUGAUUAAAAACCAAAUGGAAAAUGACUCGCCUGCUCAAAUGUUUGUAGGUUUCAAGGAAGAAAACAUGUAUCCAUGGCUACCCAGGAUGACACUUCUAAAGCUGAACGGGCAAACAUUGUGCAGCACAGAGUUAAAUCUUCGAUGCUAUUCCCUAUAUACCCUAACUCGAAACUGUGCUGUACGUCGAAUAAGCCGUAAAAUUGUUAAUUAUCUUUCGGAUACCGCAAAAACUGCACAGAUACAGAUUAAACUACUGCCUAGAGACAAAAAUAACAGAAUAUUAAAAAAUGCUGUAAUAAUUGAUAGCUAAUCAAUACUAGCAUGAUUAAUUAAUUAAUGCUUGUUCUGCUAAUAAAACAUUGUAACUAAAUAAAAUUAAUUAGAAAUAUUGAUAAGGGAAGUAAAUACAUGUUUAGUAUUUACUACCCUUAUCAAUAUUUGUAUGUUCAACUUUAUUAUGACCCCUCAUACACUGAUACCAACAUCACAAUAAUAACAUAGCAAAAGUCCUCGAUUAAUAGGUAAAACCCAGAUGAGGUGAAUUUUUACAUUUGCAAAUGGUGUACAAACAAAAACCAAACUUUAAAUACAGAGCU